CCCUGUCCCCCGCCCCGCUCCUGCCUCGGGCUCCUCUCACCCUCAGUCUCUCCCUGCAGGCGCUACUUCGUAGAUCUGACCAGCAUGAAGGAGCACUUCAGGUCCAAGGUGCACAAGAAAAGGUUGAAACAGCUGAGCGAGGAGCCGUACACGCAGGAGGAGGCAGAGAGAGCGGCUGGGGGGGGGUCCUACAUCCCCCCAAAAAAGGUAGAAGUACAUACCCAACCGAUCGAUGAAGAAAUCGAGAUGGAGGCGUCCAGCUGAGUGCAGCGGAAUAGAGGGCCAGGGCUGCCCUUAUUACAGUGCUGCAAAAAAGGUGUUUUGUUACUGAGCCCUGUGAGGAAAACGAGCUCUCUUCCAGCCUCCCAGCAACGAAGCAACAGUUUUCCUGGCAGCUUUCCUUGCUGAAGAGCUAAUGAGGAGAAGGCAGCCAGAGAGACCUUGGAUGCCCUCGUUGGGGAGGGCGCUUGUGCACUAUGUGCCUGACAGCAGACUGUGUUCCCCUUCCUGGGGAAGGGACAAGCAGCAGCUUGGUAUAAAUGUUAUAUGGCUGUGCACUCAUCUCUCUGGUUUUAGAGCAAUUUUAGAUACUUCUCCUUGGGUUAGAGGUUGACACCUCUAAGUCACCCAUUAAAGUAUGUUAAUCA
Struthio camelus australis is the source of this 647-nucleotide messenger RNA. Lineage: Eukaryota; Metazoa; Chordata; Aves; Struthioniformes; Struthionidae. The record is from RefSeq and is a predicted model, not a curated record.